CACAAAAAUUAUGACGUUUCACACAUACACACACUUUGAUGACAUCCUCAUUCAACAUGGCGGACAGCGAGGAAAAUAUUUUCGCCAGCGACGCACUUUUUGAAGAAUUUGAGCGGGAAGAAGACGAAGAGAAUGGCGGAGACCUUAUCCCCGCAGACGCUCUCGGCGAGCUGCAGAAGGAGAUCAACGCAGUGUGCGAAGAAAACGACGCCUUGAAGCGGAAACUUCGGGUACUUUCCGCACCGGUCUCCGAGUCGGUUUCGGAAACUGUGGACGGACCCUCCGUGCAAGUUUUGUUCAUGAACAACGCUAUCGCCACAAAAUACAGGCAGGAUGUAGAACAGUUCUUCCUACACUUGAUGCAGAAGGAGUCUGAGCGUAAGAAUGACAAGAUAGAUCAGGCUGUGGUGCAUCCGCCGCCGCAGAGGUCUUCCUUCGCGCUUCAGUUGGGGAGGGGGGCGACUGAAAGUGAAAGUGUGGAGUCACGUGAGGUGAGACAGUUGUACACAGUGACGGGGAGUGUACAGUUCUAUCAGAGCUACUGUGUGGACCACCUGGGACAACCUCUCAUUGACGGAGAUGCCAAGAUUUCUGAAGGAUGGGACAUCCCUACGUAUGAACAGAUUUACUUUGAUGCGCUGUCCUCUGACGGCCAGGACAGUGUUAAGGUGGGUAAAAAGAAGGACAAGCCGUCUUGUUUUAACUGUGGAGGGGACCAUGCCGUCAGGGACUGUACCCAGCCUCGCGACCACAGGAGGAUCAGUCAGAACAGGAAACUCUUCAUGGACCAGUGCGGCUCACCCAGGACUCCAAGUGGGAAUCGUUACCAUGCCGACCUGGACCCCAAGUUCACCAAGUUCAAGCCGGGUGUGGUCAGUCCUGACCUGAUGAAGGCUCUAGGAGUGACCAGUCAUCAGCUGCCUCCCUUCAUAUACCAGAUGAGAAAACUGGGCUACCCUCCUGGCUGGCUGGCUGAAGCAGAGGAGACCACCUCAGGUCUGAGUCUGUACAGUAAGACUGGCAAGAAAGUCAAUGAAGAAGGGGAGGAAGUGGAGGAUGGGGAGCUUGACACUGGUGAUGACAAGAAGCCGACCUACAACACCAAUAAGAUUGUGGCGUACCCAGGGUUCAAUGUGCCGGUCCCAGAGGGGAUAGACGACAUGGGACACAGAAUUGGACUACCCAUGCAGCCUCACCAGCAGCGUGAAGUUCUGGUUUCUUACCUCGAACCGUCGUCGGGAGGAACCAAACGUGCCGCGGAGGACGACACCCCGCGCUGCUCCAAGCGACAGAAGCGUGAGGAAUCUGACAUGGACGUCGACACCUCUGGCACCGAAGACAACUGCAUCAAGGAGGUGGUUCCCCCUCCUCCUAAAGAUGGAAUCUUCCAACCUCCGCUUCCCCCAACGUCAGAAACCGCCACGCCACCACGUGAACCAACCAAUGACUCGAGCGCAUCCGAGAGCGAAGGAACAGAGAAACCCCUCCCGUGUAAAGAAAGCGACAAUGACACAAACUCCAACGUAGAAAACAGAGAUGAAAUCAUAGAAAGGACAAUAGGAAGAAAAGAUGUGGACAGUCAAGACUCUGAUACGGGAAUGGAAGACUGGGUAGUGAUCGAUUCAGAGAGUUUGGAACAAACUAGCGACUCACCCGAUGUUAAAGAUGACGUCACAGAGAACGCCAGCCUAAGUUCGGACAAAGACAGCAGUCAGGAUAUGCCUGAGGACUAUUUCUCACCAAAGGGACUUCCACACAGGAGCAAGUUCGCAGACGGAAUCACUCCCUUUGUGGAAAAGGAGAACUUGACAGAACUGAAAGGCACUUUCCAGAAGCUUCUAGGUGUCCUGAAAGGGAACAAGAAGAAAAAAUAGAACUAGAAGUAGUGCUUGGAUUAGAAAAAGAGGAAUUUUUAAGUCUUCUUUUUUUGGUGCAGGGAUACGUACAUUUUUACAUAGCAAUGAUAACAGUAAAAUGUUUUACAAUGAGCUUCUUAACAGUUUGAACUGCACAUGUAGGAGUUUAAAAGUGAAGGCCUCUAAUCUGUAAAUAGUUCUUGUGUAGUCCAUGUUUGAUACAUGUCCAGAUGUGUUUUGUUUUAGAG
Messenger RNA from Branchiostoma belcheri (Belcher's lancelet), 2104 nucleotides. Its product is annotated as zinc finger CCHC domain-containing protein 8-like. The transcript has 6 exons. Gene Ontology annotation, molecular function: RNA binding. Gene Ontology annotation, cellular component: catalytic step 2 spliceosome. NCBI's taxonomy places the organism in Eukaryota, Metazoa, Chordata, Leptocardii, Amphioxiformes, Branchiostomatidae. The record is from RefSeq and is a predicted model, not a curated record. Bases 57 to 1874 code for a protein of 605 amino acids.